UCAUCCAAUAUAUUUAUCAUCCCCAGUCAGCUGGCUUCUCUAUUGUACAAGUACGACCCAGAUCCAAAAAAUGACCCAGAGCCUCAAAACGACAGUGGCUGCCACCGCCGCCGGAGAGCAGAAGCUGAAGCCGAAGUCCGGGCGGAAGCCACUCCAGCCAGUGAACUGUCUACCCACCAGUAAUAUAAAAACCAAGCCAAAGGAGAAGCAAGAAUGUAUCAAUCAGAACCAGAAUAAGAAUCAGAUCUCUGUGGUUGGAGAUCUGAACGAGGAGGAGGAGAAUCAUGUGGUGACAAAGUUGGAAUCACUGGAUGCGUCGCUGGCAGAGGAACUCAGUGCCAUAAGAAAGAAGCUUGAGAGAUUGAGAAUGGAAAAAGAGAAAACAGAGAGGAUGUUGAAUGAAAGAGAGAUGAUGCUAGAUAAGCAAAUGAAGGAGCUUCAAUACAGAGGGGAAACUCAGAAGGUGCUGGAGAUUGAAGUUGAUAGAUUAUACAGAUUAAAGGAACUCAAGUCUUAUUGUUUAAGGAUUUCAUCGAUACGGUCACUCAGAAAAAAGGAACAAGAAAAGAGAACCAGCGGAGGAGUUGCAAAAUCCAUGUCCCACGAUUUAGUUGGUGAAGAUGAUGAAGAAUCCGUGGGUGAGAACACAAUGCAGAGUCCAUGCUCGAGCCCUGUAGAAGAAAAUACAGAGAAAGAGAAAUAGUGUUUUGCUUUCACAGUUGUUUGAAUUCUUGUUUCUUCUUUGGUCCUGGUUACACUUGGAGAGGACAGUAUUAUUAUAAUUUCUCAUUAUACCAGUUGCUGAAAUUUUAAA
Molecule: messenger RNA, 814 nt
Organism: Mangifera indica (mango)
Lineage: Eukaryota; Viridiplantae; Streptophyta; Magnoliopsida; Sapindales; Anacardiaceae
Product: high mobility group B protein 6-like
Exons: 3
Coding region: 71-703 (210 amino acids)
Source: RefSeq, a predicted model, not a curated record